Molecule: messenger RNA, 2142 nt
Organism: Psammomys obesus (fat sand rat)
Lineage: Eukaryota; Metazoa; Chordata; Mammalia; Rodentia; Muridae
Gene: Tom1
Product: target of myb1 membrane trafficking protein
Exons: 14
Coding region: 61-1602 (513 amino acids)
Biological process (GO): signal transduction
Cellular component (GO): endosome; membrane
Molecular function (GO): phosphatidylinositol binding; clathrin binding; ubiquitin binding
Source: RefSeq, a predicted model, not a curated record
GCGGCGCCGGCGGUUGCUGUCACCUGAUUCUGGUGGCUGGUGGCAGCGGUAGCCGCGGCAAUGGACUUUCUCCUGGGAAACCCGUUCAGCUCUCCGGUGGGACAGCGCAUCGAGAAAGCUACAGAUGGCUCUCUGCAGAGUGAAGACUGGGCCCUCAACAUGGAGAUCUGUGACAUCAUCAACGAAACCGAAGAAGGCCCUAAAGAUGCCUUCCGAGCACUGAAGAAGCGAAUCGUGGGGAAUAAGAAUUUCCAUGAGGUCAUGCUGGCCCUCACAGUCUUGGAAACAUGUGUUAAGAACUGCGGGCACCGCUUCCAUGUGCUGGUGGCCAGCCAGGAGUUCGUAGAGUGUGUGCUGGUGAGGACCAUUCUGCCGAAGAACAAUCCGCCCACCACUGUGCAUGACAAGGUGUUGACCCUCAUCCAGUCCUGGGCUGACGCGUUCCGCAGCUCGCCUGAUUUGACAGGGGUUGUUGCUGUCUAUGAGGACCUGCGAAGGAAGGGCCUGGAGUUCCCCAUGACUGACCUGGACAUGCUGUCACCCAUCCACACACCCCAGAGGACUGUGUUCAACUCAGAAACAUCAUCCGGACAGAACUCUGUGGGUUCCAACAACAGCCAGCGAGGAGACCUGAGCCAGCAUGCCACCCCUCUGCCCACUCCAGCUGUUCUCCCGGGUGACUCACCCAUCACACCAACUCCUGAGCAAAUCGGAAAGCUGCGCAGUGAGCUGGAGAUGGUGAGCGGAAAUGUGCGGGUGAUGUCAGAAAUGUUGACAGAGCUGGUGCCCACCCAGGUAGAGCCUGCAGACCUGGAGCUACUGCAGGAGCUCAACCGCACCUGCCGUGCCAUGCAGCAGCGGGUCCUGGAGCUCAUCCCACGCAUCUCCAAUGAGCAGCUGACCGAGGAGCUACUCAUGGUCAAUGACAACCUCAACAAUGUGUUUCUGCGCCACGAACGGUUUGAACGCUUCCGAACAGGCCAGACUGCCAAGGCCUCCAGUGAUGCUGAGCUAGCUGCUGACCUGAUUGACAUGGGGCCUGACUCCACAGCCACAAGCAACCUCUCAUCCCAACUGGCAGGAAUGAAGCUUGGCUCCCGCAGUGUGAGAGCUGGCCUGCAGUCUCUAGAGACCUCGGGUCACCUAGAAGACGACUUUGACAUGUUUGCUCUGACUCGGGGCAGCUCGUUGGCUGACCAACGGAAAGGAUCCCGGCCACCCAAGCCCGUAUCAUGGAGGACAUUGAGCAGUGGCUGUCCACAGAUGUGGGCAACAGUGCUGAGGAGCCCUCUGGUGUCACCAGUGAAGAAUUUGACAAAUUCCUGGAAGAACGAGCCAAAGCUGCCGAUCGACUGCCCAACCUGGCCAGCCCUUCAGCUGAGGGACCCCGGAGACCUUCUGGCACAGCCCCUCGGAGGAAGACCCAGGAGAAGGACGAUGACAUGCUGUUUGCCUUAUGAAUGCAGGAUCUGGCAUCCUGUAGCCCAGGGCCUGGCACUAUCAUAUCCACUGGGGCCCUUCCCUCCCUUGGUGUUACUGCUGCUUGGGGGUGUUUUGUUACCCCACUUCUCUCCUCCUGGAGCCUGGGCGGCAGUGGGAUGAACUAGGGAAACAGGUCAGCCCUGCCCUGGGAUCCUGACUGGUCCUGCCUCCUUCUCCAUCCUGCUAUUAUGACUUUGCUGAGACCUGGGGCCCCAGACAAGCCGACCUGUGUGACCUGAUUGACCUGGUGUGAGGCUGCUUUCAUGAAACUCCUCUGGUCCCAUCCCCAGAGAAGCCCACAGGAGCCCCCCAAAAUCCACACUACCAGUCUGGGCAAUAGGGGAGACAUUACCACAGCCUUGCCCAUCCCUUUCCCCUGCAGAGUGGGACCUGACGAAGGGGUGGGCUGUGGUGGUCCUGGCUGAGCUGUCCACUGUCCCGGUACGAAGAUGCACCCAGUGAGGAAUGACCUCACCAGCCCAGGUGUUAAGAUGGGGAUUCUGGGUACACAGAGCCCCCCAGUUCCUCCACUGCCUCUCCCCCAUUCUAGCUCUGUUCCUCCAGCAGGGCUCCACCCACCUGGGGCUCACCUGUUGAUUGGUCCUCAAGUAGAGGGGGAGGUGCCUUUUGUAUCCCUAAAUAAAGUACAAAACCACCUGC